CGAAGAUAGUAAAUGAAUUAUAUAUUUUAUAGUAUUAAUAAACAAUUGCAAUGAUGUAUAGAGCUACGCAAUUAACAUCUGUUAGAUUGGCUAAACCUGCCGGACAAUUUUUACGGUGGUCAAGUAAAAGUUCCAUUAAUUUAUCGUCUAGUUUAACAUCUUACCCCACAGAUCAUACUAGUCCUAAUACCGAACCAUAUAUAACUCCAAGUUUUGUUGAUAAUCAAUUCUUUAAAUCAGAAUCAAAAGAAUGGUUUGAUAUUCAUGAUCCUGCCACUAAUUAUGUAGUAUCAAAAGUUCCACAAUCUACACCUCAAGAAUUAGAAGAAGCAAUUGAAGCGGCCGCAAAGGCUUUCCCGAUUUGGAAGGAAUUUUCAGUCAUAAAAAGACAAGGAAUUGCCUUUAAAUUUGUUCAAUUAUUAAGAGAAAAUUUAGAUAGAAUUGCUUCGGUAAUUGUAUUAGAACAAGGUAAAACUUUUGUUGAUGCUCAAGGUGAUGUUACUAGAGGUUUACAAGUUGCUGAAGCUGCUGUUAAUAUUACAAAUGAUUUAAAAGGUGAAACUUUAGAAGUUUCAACUGAUAUGGAAACUAAAAUGAUUCGUGAACCUUUAGGAGUUGUAGCAUCAAUUUGUCCAUUUAAUUUCCCUGCCAUGGUACCUUUAUGGUCUUUACCUUUAAUUUUAGUUACUGGUAAUACUGCUGUUAUAAAACCAUCUGAAAGAGUUCCUGGUGCUGCAUUAAUUAUUGCAGAAUUAAUUGUUAAAGCUGGUGUACCACCUGGUGUUCUUAAUAUUGUUCAUGGUAAACAUGAUACUGUUAAUAAAUUAAUUGAAGAUCCAAGAAUUAAAGCAUUAACUUUUGUUGGUGGUGAUAAAGCUGGUAAAUAUAUUUAUGAAAAGGGUACUUCUUUAGGUAAAAGAGUUCAAGCUAAUUUAGGUGCUAAGAAUCAUUUAGUUGUAUUACCAGAUGCUCCAAAGCAACAAUUUAUAAAUGCUCUUAAUGGUGCUGCUUUUGGUGCUGCUGGUCAAAGAUGUAUGGCUAUUUCUGUCUUAGUUACUGUUGGUAAAACCAAGGAAUGGAUUAGUGAUAUUGUUCAUGAUGCUAAAUUAUUAAAGACAGGAAGUGGUUUUGAUAAAAGUAGUGAUUUAGGUCCUUUAAUUAAUCCAGGUAGUUUAACUAAAGCUAAAGAUAUUAUUGAAGAUUCUGUAAAGAAUGGUGCAGUUCUUGCUUUAGAUGGUAGAGAUUAUAAAGCAUCAGAAGAAAGAUUUUCAAAGGGAAAUUUCUUAGGACCAACUAUUUUAACUAAUGUUAAGCCAGGUCAAAGAGCUUAUGAUGAAGAAAUCUUUGCUCCUGUUCUUUCUGUUGUAAAUGUUGAUACUAUUGAUGAAGCAAUUGAAUUAAUUAAUGCUAAUAAAUAUGGUAAUGGUGUUGCUAUCUUUACCUCUUCUGGAUCUUCAGCACAAUAUUUCACUAAAAGAAUUGAUGUCGGACAAGUAGGUGUUAAUGUUCCAAUUCCAGUUCCAUUACCAAUGUUUUCAUUCACUGGUUCUAGAGGGUCAUUCUUGGGUGACUUGAACUUUUACGGUAAGAGUGGUAUUACUUUCUUAACCAAACCAAAAACUAUUACUGCUUCCUGGAAAUCUAGUACUGUAGAUGAUGAAAUUUUAAAGCCAUCUACUUCGAUGCCUGUCCAACAAUAGUUUAGUUUUUAUAGGAAUUUAAAAAAAUAUCAAUAUAAAAUAUUUAAUAUUUAAUAAGGUUGCAAAAAGUGGUAAAGUAACUAAAAAACUAUAAGAAGAAAUAGAAAAAAAUAAUGAAGGAUGCGAGGUUCGAACUCGCGCGGACAACC
Messenger RNA from Scheffersomyces amazonensis, 1849 nucleotides. It is a transcript of the gene ALD6, whose product is annotated as Ald6p. Gene Ontology annotation, cellular component: mitochondrion. Gene Ontology annotation, biological process: L-valine catabolic process; thymine catabolic process. Bases 51 to 1700 code for a protein of 549 amino acids. NCBI's taxonomy places the organism in Eukaryota, Fungi, Ascomycota, Pichiomycetes, Serinales, Debaryomycetaceae. Gene Ontology annotation, molecular function: malonate-semialdehyde dehydrogenase (acetylating, [NAD(P)+]) activity; methylmalonate-semialdehyde dehydrogenase (acylating, NAD+) activity. The record is from RefSeq and is a predicted model, not a curated record. The transcript has a single exon.